This is a messenger RNA of Closterium sp. NIES-65, 1683 nucleotides long. Lineage: Eukaryota; Viridiplantae; Streptophyta; Zygnematophyceae; Desmidiales; Closteriaceae. The record is from the annotation of a GenBank genome assembly.
AUGUGCACAGACGUGCCAGCCAGUGAUACUAGAGGUGCUACUGGUGCUGGAGGUACUGGAGCUGCUAGUCCUGGAGGUACUGCUGGAGGUACUAGAGGUGCUAUUGGUAUUGGAGGUACUGGAGCUGCUAGGCCUGGAGGUACUGGAGGUGCUACUGGUGCUGGAGAUGCUGGAGGUGCUGCUGGUGCUGGAGGUGCUGGAGCUGCUGCUGGUGCUAGAGGUACUGGAGCUGGAGGUACUGGAGCUGCUAGUGCUGGAGGUACUGCUGGUACUGAAGGUGCUAGGGGUACUGGAGCUGCUGGCACUGGAGGUGCUAGUGCUACUGGUGCUGGAGCUGCAGGAGCUGCUGGUCUUGGAGGUGCUCGUACUAGAGGUACUGGAGCUGCCGGAACUAGUGAUGCUGCUCGUGCCAGAGGUGCUACUGGAGCUGCUGACCCUGGAGGUGUUGGUGCUGCUCGUGCUGGUGGCGCUGGAGCUGGAGGUACUGGAGGUGCUGGAGCAGCUGGUCCUGGAGGUGCUAGUACUAGAGGUGCUGGAGCUGCCGGAGCAGGUGGUACUGCUGGUGCUGGAGGUGCUAGAGGUGCUACUGGAGCUGCUGGCACUGGAGGUGCUGGAGGUACUGCUGGUGCUGGAGGCGCUGGAGCUGGAGCUGGAGGUGGUGCUCCUGGUGCUGGAGGUGCUGGAGGUGCUACUGGAGCUGCUGGCACUGGAGGUGCUGGAGGUACUGCUGGUGCUAGAGGUGCUGGCGCUGCCGGAGCUAGUGGUGCUGGAGGUGCUGGAGGUGCUGGUGCUACUGGUGCUGGAGGUGCUGCUGGGAGUACUGGUGGAGCUGCUCGUGCUGGAGACACAGGGCCUGCUGGUGCACUUCGCCACCUUCUCAGUCUUCCGCCAGGUGCUACUGACUUCCUGGUGGCAGGUACUGCUCCUCCGUUACUGUUUCCACCGGCACACCAGUCUCAGCCGCCGCUGCUACCGCACUCCCCACUGCCUGCUCCUGCUCCUUACAUUGCGGUGACACAGUCCCUGUCCGAGCGUCGAGAGCCUGAGACUCGUGCUUCCACCCCUGAGCGUCGAGAGCCUGAGUCUAGCUUUGACCUUGAGCCCGAGCCUAGAGCCGCUGUCCGUACUCGUGUUCGUCAUCAGCGUGCUCCGGCUGUCCCAUGCACCCACGAUAUGACACUCCGUCCUUCCUCUUUUCCACAGCGUGUUGUCCUGCCGUUACCUCCUGCGUCCUCUCUUCCUUACGUUGUUGACCCUCCGUCUGACCUUGCUCGUGCGUCCAGUCCAACUGUUACUCGCUUUCUUGCUACGGUGGUGACUAGCCCUUCGUUCUCAUCUCCUACUGCGUCUGCCUUAGUCGCUGAGCUCGUUCACUUUGCUGCUGUGUACCGCCUAGACUACCUUGCGAGUCUUGUUUCUGACUCUGUCCCUGCCUGUCCUCCGUCCGUCGGGAGUGAGACUGCCCUUGGCUGUACUGCCCUUGGCUGUGACGUUCUUGAGGAUAGGCAGGAGGAGCUGGAGUGCCUUGCAGUCGCUGCACCACAUCUCGCGACCAUGCUGCUUGCCCCUGAGGGAGACCCGGAUGCACUUGACAUCCCGACCCCGCGCUCUUACAGAGAGGCGAUUUCGGGUGAGUACUCCUCUCAGUGGCAAACAGCCAUGGACACAGAGAUGGCUCCCUAG